GCUGUGGUGAGGGAAGGGAAGGGACUCGAGGCAGCGCCGCCCCCGCCCCGGCCGGCAGUGAGGCUGCGACGGAGCCCGGCUGCGGAUCGCACGGCCCCGGCGCGGCGCCCGCCCGCCCGGCUCCCAGCCCGCCUGCCCUCGCUCCCUCCAGCUCCUCGUCGCAGCGUCGCCCUCUCUCUCGCCCGGCCAGAUGAUGAACUUUCUGCGGCGCAGGCUCUCGGACAGCAGCUUCAUCGCCAACCUGCCUAAUGGCUACAUGACCGACCUGCAGCGGCCCGAGCCGCAGCAGCCGCCGCCGCCGCCUCCCUCGGCCUCCUCGGCCCCUGCCUCGGGCUCCCCGGCCGCGGAGCGCCGGCAGCCGCCGCAGUCGGCGCCCCCCCAGCAGCAGCAGCCGCCGCCGCAGCAGUCGGCGGGCAGCAGCUUCUUCAGCUCGCUCUCCAACGCCGUGAAGCAGACGGCGGCCUCGGCCGGUCUGGUGGAUCCGUCCUCCGGCGGCUCCUCGGCCGCCGGCAGAAAGUUCAAGCUGCUGCUGGUUAUCGACGAGCCGCACACGGACUGGGCCAAGGCUUUUCGUGGAAAAAAGGUUCAUGGAGAAUAUGACAUAAAGGUUGAACAGGCAGAAUUUUCAGAAAUCAACUUGAUAGCCCAUGCUGAUGGCAAUUAUGCGGUAGAUAUCCAAGUAUUUCGGAAUGGCACUAAAGUCGUCAGGUCAUUCAGGCCUGAUUUUGUCCUUGUUCGACAACAUUCAUUCAGUAUGGCAGAAAAUGAAGAUUUCCGAAACUUGAUCAUUGGGCUGCAGUAUGCAGGCAUCCCUAGCGUCAACUCCUUGGAAUCCAUCUAUAAUUUCUGUGACAAACCAUGGGUGUUUGCCCAGCUGGUGUCCGUCUACAAAUCUCUAGGUCCAGAGAAGUUCCCUUUAAUUGAGCAAACGUUCUAUCCAAAUCAUAAGGAAAUGCUAACAAUGCCAACAUUUCCUGUUGUUGUGAAGAUUGGACAUGCUCAUUCAGGCAUGGGAAAGAUCAAGGUAGACAACCACUACGAUUUUCAGGACAUAGCCAGCGUGGUAGCACUUACUCAGACCUACGCCACUACUGAACCCUUCAUAGACUCCAAAUAUGACAUCAGGAUCCAAAAGAUAGGCAGUAACUACAAAGCAUACAUGAGGACUUCCAUAUCCGGAAACUGGAAGACAAACACGGGCUCUGCAAUGUUGGAACAAAUUGCUAUGUCAGAUAAGUACAAGCUUUGGGUUGACACCUGUUCUGAAAUAUUUGGUGGUUUGGACAUCUGUGCUGUUAAAGCUGUACAUGGAAAGGAUGGAAAAGAUUAUAUUUUUGAGGUAAUGGACUGUGCAAUGCCUCUGAUUGGUGAGCAUCAGACUGAAGACAGGCAACAUAUAACUGAACUAGUCGUAAGCAAAAUGAACCAAAUGUUGUCCAAAACUCCUAUACCAUCUCCUCAGAGACCCACUGCCACUCAGCAGCCUCAGAGUGGAUCACUAAAGGAGCCAGAGCCAAACAAAAUCCCACCUCAGCGACCACCACCUCAAGGGGGCCCAGUGCAACCCCAAGGAAUGCAAUCACAAAGCCAGGAGCCAUUGCAGCCACAGCGCAUGUACCCCCCUGGGCAGGCAGCAAAGCCCUCAGCUUCCCAGCCACAGCGUCCGCCUGGACCUACAACCCAGCAACCGCGUGCCCAGGCUCAAGGUCCCUCCAGCACCCGAUUAGCAAAGGAAGCAGAACCACAGCCUGCGCCACAGCCACAGCCCGCGCCACAGCCACAGCCCGCGCCACAGCCACAGCCUGUGCCACAGCAGAAGCCUCAGUCUCAUCCCCAACUUAACAAGUCGCAGUCUUUGACAAACGCCUUCAGUUUCACAGAAUCAUCCUUCUUCCGAUCAUCUGUGAAUGAAGACGAAGCAAAAGCUGAAACCAUUCGAAACCUGAGGAAAUCUUUUGCUAGUCUUUUUUCUGAUUAGCCUGCUUCAUCUAAAUGCACAUAGCAUAUAGUCUAAAAACUUUGUGAAUGUUACAUAGGUUUUGUUUUCCCUGUGACAGUAUCCUUCUCUCCUGUGCUAACUGUUGUAUUAAGCAAUAUGUUAAACUUACACAAAACCAGAAGAAGGACUUUGUUGAGAUUCCAUUCAGGAAUGUGUAUAGAGGUAAAGAAAGAAGAGUUCUAUUACUAACACAGAAUGCCAAAUUCUGUGGUCCUUAUCUAUUGUAAUAUUGUGGCCUUACUGUGACUGAACUAUAUAAUCCUAUUUGAGACUCCUUUGUAGAACUGUGUUAAUAAAGCAUUGAGUUAUGGGUUUCUUCUUGCUUUACCCAUUUCCAAUGCAUUGCAAUGCAUGUGUAUUUUGUGCGUAAAUGUUUUGUACUGCAGGAGUAUAGUCUUGGUUUGUUCUUGCCUCCCAAAUUUAGGAGGCAAUUCACACUGACAUUCUUGUCAAGCUGCAUAAAUAGUGUGAGAAGGUGAAGCAGUUUCUUCUUCCUUAUACAAUCUUCCCAUCAGCUGAUUGUAGACUUCUGAUGUAUUGCUGACAGUUAUCAGUACACAAAUUAAUGUCCUAAGUAGAGUGUAUAUGUACUACUGUAUCUCCAUAUCUAUUUAAAUUUAUUUCCAAAUUGUAACCAUAACUGGUUUUAGUUGCAAAGAAUAUGCAUGAUGUUACCCUUAUUUUUGUGAGCACCUUCUAAUAAAUGUAAAGUCCCAGCCUGAUUUAAAAAAUGUCUUUGACAAAGCUUGUUUC
This is a messenger RNA of Cygnus olor (mute swan), 2752 nucleotides long. It is a transcript of the gene SYN2, whose product is annotated as synapsin II. Gene Ontology annotation, cellular component: synaptic vesicle; synaptic vesicle membrane. Gene Ontology annotation, biological process: neurotransmitter secretion. Gene Ontology annotation, molecular function: ATP binding. The record is from RefSeq and is a predicted model, not a curated record. NCBI's taxonomy places the organism in Eukaryota, Metazoa, Chordata, Aves, Anseriformes, Anatidae.